AUGGAAAGAAGCGACUCGCAGUCCAGCAGUUGCACCGUCGGCAGUAGCUAUACUAUCAGUACAGGCCUUUCGGCCUACUCGACUUACUCGGGCUACACCUCGGCCACGGACUCCUCGCCCCUCGAGUUGCCCGUCUGCGACGAUGGCACCUACGAGAAGACCGCGUCGUCGUCGUCGUACCCGGAUCCAUCCACCUAUUACGAACAUGCCGAUGCCAAUCAUGUAUUGUCGGCUACCGGGUCGCAGUAUCAGUACAGCUCCCUCCAGAACUCACAGGCGCUGCAGCUCUCGACGCCCUUUCAUCCCCUCGGCACACAAGAAGGCAACGAGGAGGCGGCCUGGCAGGCUACUUUAACCGCAACCUCCUUGAUCAUCGACAGGCGAGCUUUCGAGGACGACGGGCCAGCCGGUAUCACCUCGGUAGUUGUUGAGGCCUCAGUACAACGAUUCCUAGCCUACAACAUUGAAGAACCUGUUCGACCAGCGAUCCAAGAAGUUUUGUAUCAACAGCUGCGUCCUUUGUUUAAUAACCGUGACUAUCACCACCUCAGCAUCAUCCGACUUUUGGAGGAGGCUGCCUACCAACUCCAGAUACGGCUCCAGGAUCCCAAAGUUUUGGAUGUCUCCUUUUGGGCGAUCGCCACUGUCCUCCACAGGCUGUCUAGGGAGGAAUUGGAAGAACAUGAUGGCCACGACGCCAUCCAGAACCGGAAAAGCAGCGAUGCCAUCCCCCACAGCAACGACGGCUGGAAUAUCAUUGAUUUGAGUGUGUCACGGGAUCACCUUGCAACCCCUGAUGCAACCCAGGCCCAACCCUCUCUGUCAUCGUCCCCCAACGAAAAAGAAAAAUUCCCCUGCCCCAUCCCAGGCUGUCUCAAGGUCGCUAGCCGGCUUGCCGAUGUCGACCGCCACGUUCGUAUGACCCAUGUCGCCGAGGCUGAGCGCAAGAAGUAUUUCUGCGACUACAAGAGGUGUGCGAGGCACACGGAUCCCUUCUUUCGCCCAGACCAUUUUCGAGAUCACCUGCGCGGGUUCCACAUGGAGGAUCUGCUCAAGCGCAGCGUUCGGGUGGAUCGCAGGUGGUGGGCCACACGCGCCAUGAUGGAGUGGUGGUGGCGGUGCAAUCGAUGCUUUAUGAGGGUGGUGUCAGAGGAGAGUGGGUAUGUGUGCUCAGGAUGUGGGAAUGCGUGCGAGAAGGAGAGGCAGAUACGCCGGGCACGCCUGACGAGCCGAUCAUGA
Molecule: messenger RNA, 1239 nt
Organism: Dichotomopilus funicola
Lineage: Eukaryota; Fungi; Ascomycota; Sordariomycetes; Sordariales; Chaetomiaceae
Exons: 2
Coding region: 1-1239 (412 amino acids)
Source: RefSeq, a predicted model, not a curated record